UGUAUCCCACAGUGGAGCUUCUCUCGCCCGACGGCGCCACGCGAUGUAACGGAUCGGAGGAGCGCGUCUUGGGGGGCCUCGUGGAAGGCAGAUCUCUGCUGGGGGUCCCCCCCUCUAGGACGAUGCCCGUUCACCCUGCGGGCGGCUCGCGAUGGACAGGCCAUGCUGAUUCUGGUGCGUCGUUUCGUCGUGGACCCGGACAACUGCACGCAGAACGCGCUCGAGAUCUACGAAGGGCGAGCCGACAGCGGCAGCAGCAACAGCAGCGGCAACAGCAGCGGCCCUCUGGCGCGCGUCUGCAGCGAGCACGUGGGAGGAGCAGCCACCCCCAGGACCAUCAUCGCGUCGAGCGGCAGUGAGCUCACGGUCUCGCUGCUGCUGAUGAGCAGCAACGCCACGAACCUCAACAUCAGCGUGGCCUUCAGCGCAUUCACGGCCGGCGUUGGCUGCCUGGCGGAUGAGUUUGCGUGCACCAACGGGCGAUGCGUGAGCGUGACGUUGCUCUGCGCCGGGGUCGACUUCUGUGGGGACGACUCCAACAAUGCGGCCCCGUCCUGCCACGUCAAUGCCUCCAUGGGAGGCAGCAGCAGCAGCAGCAUGGCUCCCCUUGGCUCCGUGGGCUCCACCUCACCCUCAUCGAGUCUCCUGCUGCCUGUGGGCGUGACGCUUGCCCUACUGCUGCUCCUGCUGCUGCUGGCUGGGCUGCUGUGCCGCAGCAGUCGUGGCUGCGUGGCUGCUCGCCUGUGUCGCUGCUGCUGCAGCGGCUGCGUAGCCGGCACCGCGAGCCUCUGUCUCGCCGGGCCGCUCUGCGUGGCGCGGGGACGGAUCAGGAGGAGACGGAGCGUGAGAUCGGCCCGGAGCGGUGGGGUUGGGGGUGGUGGGGUGGUGUUGCCACAGCGGGGCCUGCACACGUGUAGAUGGAGGAGGAUGAGUUCGUGGUUGUCGGGAGAUGUUGGGUUUGAUUGACUCAUGAUUCAUAAUAUAGGUUCUAGAUUUGAAGCUUUCGUGACUGCAAGGAUUCAUACUCGGUAAAGUCACGUAGGUGAUGCAUCAAGAUGCAUCAAGAUGCAUCAAGAUGCAGUAAUUUUAGCUGUGACGGUCCCACCUGAUGACGGUGACUUGUGUUGCCUCCGAAACGUCGUGAUUUAUUAUUUUAUUUUAUUUCCAUUAUUAACUUUUAAUUUUAUUUUUGACCUACGUGACUUUACCGAAAAAACCUCAGAGUCAUAAUAUAGGUGUUUGGGUCAGAUCGCGUUAUUUAUAAAUGUGUCGUAACCCUCCACCACCCGACACGGCCAAUCAGUAAAAAAUGUGUCACGUUCUCCAAGGGACAAAUAAUUCACUUUUUUAGCCCACCGGUGUGCUGUAGAGAGAAUCAACAGCAUUUAAAAAUUUGAGCCUCCGUGUUAAAUUGACUCAUGAUUGAUGAUGACACAGAUCAUAAUGGGUGGUGGUGAUUGGAUGAUAAUGAUGAUAUUAAUGAUUGGUGAUGAUGGUGAGGAUGACCGAUUAAUUAUAACACAGAUGGAAAUGGGUGGUGGUGAUGGUUGUGGGGAGCGGUAGUGUAGUGGUUAGCGCUUUGUGGGGAG
Messenger RNA from Lethenteron reissneri (Far Eastern brook lamprey), 1589 nucleotides. RefSeq lists its product as uncharacterized. The record is from RefSeq and is a predicted model, not a curated record. Gene Ontology annotation, molecular function: protein binding. NCBI's taxonomy places the organism in Eukaryota, Metazoa, Chordata, Hyperoartia, Petromyzontiformes, Petromyzontidae.